Messenger RNA from Penicillium odoratum, 237 nucleotides. RefSeq lists its product as uncharacterized. Lineage: Eukaryota; Fungi; Ascomycota; Eurotiomycetes; Eurotiales; Aspergillaceae. The record is from RefSeq and is a predicted model, not a curated record. The coding region runs from base 1 to 237 and encodes 78 amino acids. The transcript has 2 exons.
AUGAGCAAAAAGUCUAUGUUGGUGGGAAAAAGCAAAAAUACCAAAAAGAAACUCUCCCUCGGGGAAUCGAACCCCGGUCUCCCGCGCGUAUCAGUUUGCCACUCGACCACUUGGUACUGGUUGAUGACUGGGACACCAACUAUGGCUAUAUAUUCCUAUUCUAGACUACUAACACCGUACACAACAACCAACCAACCCCCAAAUCUUUACAAUCCCAUCUUGAAAUGCAAGGAAUGA